Molecule: messenger RNA, 2015 nt
Organism: Wyeomyia smithii (pitcher-plant mosquito)
Lineage: Eukaryota; Metazoa; Arthropoda; Insecta; Diptera; Culicidae
Gene: CREG
Product: protein CREG1
Exons: 4
Coding region: 157-1059 (300 amino acids)
Source: RefSeq, a predicted model, not a curated record
UUUGAUCGUUUCAGCAAGUAAAAAACAGCUGGCUUUGCUCGUUUCGUUCGUAGUUUACUCGCAGCUUCUAUCCUAUUAGAACGUGUAUUGGCUGUGUGACGAUCUCAUUCCAACCAGAUUCACUUGGCGCACAAGGAAAAAACAGGGUGUUUUACAAUGAGCACUUCAAUACCCGUGGAGAAGAUUGUCUACCAUCGAUUAGAUCAGCCCCCGGAACAAGCCGCGGUCAUUCAUUUAGCUAAAAUGUUGCGCGUUUGCGGUAUUCUGCUCGCUUGUCUGCUAAUACUGACAGUAUUUGGCGCAAUAGAGUCGCGAAGCCCUCCAGACUCGUCCAUGGUGUUCCUGCCAGCUCGAGACGGAAACCAGCUGGACAGCAAUGACAUUGAAGAGAGGGGUGGACCUCCACCGCAUACCGAACACGCCAAGAUGGCGCGUUAUCUGGUACACAAAGCCGAGUGGGUAUCCAUGGGAUCCCUUUCCACGGUCGAUGCCAUCAAAGGCUACCCGAUGGUGAACAUCAUCGCUGCAGCUGACAGCGCACGGGGCGAGAAAUCCAGCGGAACGCUAUACUUCUAUCUCACGAUGCUGGACUACACCGCCCAGGAUCUGAGCAAGGACAACCGACUGACGAUUUUGCUGUCAAUGGAUCAGGAUCUCGAAUGCAGCAAGCAAGGCAUUGACCCGAUGGAGCCUACCUGUGCUCGAAUUAUGAUUUCCGGCCGGGCUGUCAAGGUCGUGGAGGGCAGCGAUGAGUACCAGUUUGGAACCAACGCCAUGUUCAGCCGACAUCCGGCCGCGAAACAUUGGCUGGAUACCCAUAACUUUUUCCUAUGUAAACUGGACAUUAUUCAAAUAGCUGUACUUGAUUACUAUGGUGGACCGCACUACGUAACGGUUGAGGAAUAUAUGAAGGCUGAUCCCGAUUCCACCUCGCUCACGUUAAGCCCGCGUGAAGAUCCUUUUGCGCCGGAGGUUCGGAAGCAUUCGGACGAUGAGCGAACCAUCACGGUUAAAAUUAACAAAAACUCUCCGGUUAGACACAUCAAUCUGGAGGUAUAAAACUCAAUGUAGAACAAUACACUCGUUUGUGCCAAAAAAUAUGCUUAAUGCUGACGAACUGAUUAGGGAUAGCAGACAAUAAAAGUUGACUGGUUUGAAUAACCUAAUUACAGUGCGUACAGAAGCUUUUACCAUGGUAACAUUUACCUUCGGGUGUGCAACAACUGUCUGUGGAAGCAUAGAAUUGAUUGGAAAUCACCCACGCUGCUCGAUGGAUAGAGCAGUUCGAAGGAAAAAAUAGCGAAUAACAAUAAUCGCUGUUGGCGGCAGGGCAAUCGAGAAACUGUUCGUACGCGCCAUCAUCGUUGUAGCGCUAAACCAGUGCAAUGGCACUAGAUGAUUGCAUUAGGUUGGGAUACGAUUGCCGUCUUGCCCGGGUUGUGUCUCCGUGCAAGCCAGGAUGUCAGCAGCAGCAAUCCGGCGUUCGAGAGUUUCGUUCGAAAUUGAAUUUAAUUUUCCAAUUUUCCAAAGUGGAUUUAUUUUUUUUUUAUUUUUUUUUUUUCAUUUUAGUUGCAUAUAACUGCAUUUUGUGCAGCACUUCAUUGCUUAGUAGGUACGCAGUUUACAAUGUCGAGUCCACGCGAUAGUGGAAAAGAAAGAAACAUAUCAUGGCAGAAAGUUAUCUUGAUAAAUGCGAUAAACGAGACGACUGCAUUGAUUCUACCAAACUCACUUUCGCAAUAUGCGAUCUGUCUAAUACUCUGGAGAUAUCUGCCAAUUGACUUAGUAAUCCAAUGACUGGAAUAAGAAAAGAAGUAAUGCUACUCAAUUCUUUUAGUUGGUCUACUGGUCGAUAUUUGCUUUAUUCAAAGUUAUAGCAAGUUUAUGUUUUUGGUUUCAUGAAACGGAGCGACUAACAGCGGGGUGAACAGAAACAAAACUUCUUUUUAUCAUAUUUUUUUCUGAGACAUGAUUAAGUGAACUAGUUACAUAAUAUAUUUAUAUUCGUCAGUCUA